Ambispora leptoticha is the source of this 2874-nucleotide messenger RNA. The record is from the annotation of a GenBank genome assembly. NCBI's taxonomy places the organism in Eukaryota, Fungi, Glomeromycota, Glomeromycetes, Archaeosporales, Ambisporaceae.
AUGGCUUGUCAAAAUACAAUAUUCUCUGUUGACGGAUAUAACUACGGUUGUAUUUACGAUCAUGCCGACGUAAUCCAAUAUGCGUUCAAGAAAGAUGGGUGUUGUACCAAAAAUACUUCCGUCCACCGUACGGUGAUCACGAUAGUUGCAUUAUCGAUAUUCUUGCAAGUCUUGGAUCUUCCUUGGGAUUUGGAUAAUGACGGUUCAACUCCCGCACUGUCGGAACAAGUGUAUUGCGAAUUCGCCAUCGCCGAAUCAUCAUAUUGCUUAAAUCAUGACGCAAAACAAGAUACUGAAACAUCAACCGAAAAAAAAAUGGGUACCGUAUUGCCUUUUAUACAUGUUCAUGUAUUUACGCUUUUGUGCACAAUUCUAAUUUUCAAUAAUGCUGCUCAACCAAAAAAAUCAUUUAUUCAUUGUCGUCAUGUAUGUAGAUGUUAUAAUAAACGUUCAUGGCCUUCCAGAUAUGACUGGCGAAUUCCUUCUCUUUCUGCAUACGACGACUACUAUUAUAACCACUACCCAGUAAAUAAUAAUUAUUACGAUGCACCAUUCGACGAUGAAUCAGACGAAAUAUUACCUAUUCCCAAUACACUAUUUCUUGAUGAAGAACGAGAACAAGAUGAUAAUAAAAUUACAUCAUCACCGUCUCCAGCAACCAGUAAUACCACGAUUACAAUUCAGGCAACGAUUACUGUUCCUUUAAAUGCUACAAACAAUGAUUCAACCCCAAAUAUUACAUCGACCAUUCCUCAAACACAACAAAACAAAAAAUUAACUAAACGAAAAUUUACAAAAAAAUCACGUGAGAUAAAUCAGAAAGAAGAAAUUACAAAACCAUCUAAACAUAAUGCGUUAAUUCCGGGAAACAGUGCUAAUCCUAUAAAAGAAAAUAAAGCGCCAACAACAAAUAAUACUAAUAAUGACACUUGUAUUGUGAUUGAUCUUACAGCGACCAGUGCAGGAAUACGAACUGCAGCUGAAAUUCACAAGCGGACUGGUAUUGGCCUUUCGACAAUUUAUUAUAACUUAAAAAAAUUGGAAAACAAAAGGAGCGUAACUCGCUCAGGUCGGCUGAGGAAAAUCGAUUCUACGGCAUCAAGAUCAAUAGGACAACUUAUCCGUCGUAAUCCUGAAGAAACGACAAGUAGUUUAGCCGAAAAAUUGUCAAAGAAGGGUACCACAGUCUCUAGACAUAUUGCGUUUGGACGAGAAUUUUUUGCCUCAGAAAAUUAUCUUUACAUUGCCAACAUGGGUUUACUUUACAAUAUUCUCAACAACUUUCAAGUUUCCGAUAUUUGGAUCGUAUCACUAACUAUAGUGGUCUUAUAUGUAAUACAUUUUUAUUAUAAAUACUUUACCCGUAUUAAUCCAUUUCCUGGCCCAAUUCCAAUUCCGUUGAUCGGUAGUUUCGCAAUAUUUAUGGAAGACAUCGAUGAUUGGUUUCAUAAAUUAAACAAGAAGUACGGACACAAUGGCGUAUACGAAUUGAACAUUGCUGGCAAUAGACAAAUCGUUAUUACUCGCGCGGAAUAUGUUGAUAAACUCGUGGCUACCGAUAAUAAGGCGCAUCUCAUGAGAACCGCCAAUAAUGGUCUAUUGGGUUUAUUUGAUCUUGAGAAGAAAGGCGUAGGACUGAAUCACGACUACAAUUACUGGAAAUUCAAUCGUCAUAUUUUUUCGCAGGCCAUUAUGCCAUUAAGUUUGACCGAGAAACCGAGCACAAUUUUAAACCAGCUGUAUGACGAGAUGGCACGACAUUGGAUCGAUUUGAAGCAACCAAAUAACAAGGGAAGCGUUAUCGAUAUCUCUGCUUGGAUGCGUCAUUUUACGGCGGAUUUCAUAUCAAUGUUGACAGCUGGAAAGCGAAUGGCUGUCAUGCAGCACUAUUGCCAGAAACUAAAAAAUGAACCGCCCACCAAAGAGAUGAUCGAAACCGAAGAGUUUAUCGAAUGCAUAAAUGCCUUUGUAUCAGAUAAUCAAAUCAUAUUUGUACCCAAACUUUUAAGAGGCUUGCCUUUUAUUAGACCUCGUGUGGACAAACUGUUAAACAGUUGUCAUCGAUUUUACGACCUAUUGGUGAAUAUUGUUAAGGAAAAAAGAAAAGAGAUUGAAGAAAAAGGAGUGCAGGUCGACGCUGACACGCGGAUGGAUUUGCUAACAUCUUUACUCGUUGCCAAUACAAAAUAUGAUCCUAAUCCUCAAGACAACGUUGAUCCAUCAUUUACAAGACCGAUGAAUGAUGAUGAAAUUCGUGGGGUCAUGUUUGACGCGUUUGUUGCCGGCACAGAUACGACCGUAAAUACUUUCUGUUUCGCAUUAUAUUACAUCACGCAUCAUCCAGAAGUUAAAAAGAAAUUGCUGAAAGAGAUUGAAACGGUUUUCAAAAAUGACCCAAACAAACCGAUAACAUUAGAAGACCUUCCAAAAUUAAAAUACACUGAAGCGAUUAUUAAAGAAACGUCAAGGAUAAGACCUACAGUUAGUAUGGUCUCAAGAUACAGUAAUCGACCUGACGAAAUAGCAGGAUGCCAAUGGCCGGCCAAUACGUUAUUUAUAAUGUACGUUCGUGGGAUCAACAACAACCCACUUUAUUGGAAAGACCCUGAACGUUUUAUCCCGGAAAGAUUUUAUGACUCUCAAGGGAUACAUAAAAAUUCUUUCUCCAUGUUUGGUGGGGGUCCGAGAAUGUGUCUAGGUAGAAAAAUUGCAAUUAUCGAAUUGAUAACAUUAUUGGCCUCAGUUUACAGACAGUUUGAUAUUGAAUUGAUGGAUAUGAAUGCACCGCUUAAACUCGAAACUUCAACAAUCACAGUCUGUAAAGAGUUAAAGAUUAGAGUUAUUCCUAGAGAAAAAAUCGGGUCAAGAAACUGA